Racocetra fulgida is the source of this 628-nucleotide messenger RNA. NCBI's taxonomy places the organism in Eukaryota, Fungi, Glomeromycota, Glomeromycetes, Diversisporales, Gigasporaceae. The record is from the annotation of a GenBank genome assembly.
CGGUCUGAUGGUUCAUAUUGGGUUUCUGGUCGUAAUAUGGAUGAAACCAACGAAAAGGCAAAGAAAAAAUUUCCAAACGUUGAAUUUACUCUGGAACAAGAUCCGGAUACUGAUGAUUUAGCUAAUUUCUAUCCAACAUCGUUGUUAGAAACCGGGUGGGACAUAUUAUUUUUCUGGGUAGCCCGCAUGGUUAUGUUAGGCAUUAAGCUUACCGGGCAAGUCCCGUUUGGUGAAGUUUUUUGUCAUGCUAUGAUUCGUGAUGCACAUGGGCGUAAAAUGAGUAAAUCGUUGGGUAAUGUGAUAGAUCCAGUAGAUGUGAUUGAAGGCAUCUCCUUAGAAAAAUUACAUGCUAAAUUAUAUGAAGGAAACCUUGAUAAACGUGAAAUUGAGAAGGCCACAGCUGGUCAAAAAGCAGAUUAUCCAAAUGGUAUUCCAGAGUGUGGUACAGAUGCUUUACGAUUCGCAUUAUGCGCUUACACUUCGACGGCCAAUGAUUCAAUAUCAUCAGAUGCCGAAUGUAAACGUUCUGCUGAAGAUACGCUAUAUACUUGUUUGGAGGCAGGUCUUAAAUUGCUUCAUCCAUUUAUGCCUUUUGUGACAGAAGAAUUAUAUCAACGAUUGCCUCGAC